This is a messenger RNA of Amphimedon queenslandica, 581 nucleotides long. Its product is annotated as putative ankyrin repeat protein RBE_0317. The record is from RefSeq and is a predicted model, not a curated record. Gene Ontology annotation, molecular function: protein binding. The transcript has a single exon. NCBI's taxonomy places the organism in Eukaryota, Metazoa, Porifera, Demospongiae, Haplosclerida, Niphatidae. The annotation marks the transcript as partial.
AGUCACAGGAUAAAGAUGGAGUGACAUGUCUACACAUAAUAGCAAAGCAAGGAGAUAAAGAGAUAUACCAGUAUCUUGUACCUCGUGUUAGGAAUAAUCCAACUCCUAAGGAUAACGCUGAUCGCUCUCCACUUCAUUACGCUGGCAGACAUUAUGAGAUGUCAGUGUAUCUCAUUAAAUCUUUUAAUAUUCAUCCUGAAGACAAAGACAGUAAUGGAUUCAAUGGCCUUCAUGCUGCCUGUCAAGCUGGUAACAUGCGACUGGUAUUACAUUACUUGAAUAAGCUAAACUGCAAUCGUUAUUUAGAAACAUGCGACUCUAGAGGUCUCUUGUAUUUUGCGUGUUUGAGCGGUCACUUGGAAAUGGUUCGUAUUUUAAUGGAAAAGUAUCAAUUGAAACCAGUUGAAGGAGAUAUUGAUGCAGCCCAGUCAAUGAAAGGAGGAGAGUCUAUAGUCAAAUUGAUGCUGAGACACUUUUACUUUAUAAAAUUAGUAAGAGAAACGAUUAAAGAGGCAGAAAGAAGACAAAUAUUGCCAAUAGCUACUAAACCUCGUCGUCCAUUUUAUCUUCUUAAAUCUUAA